CCUCGCUCGCUGAGCUCUUUUAGUGUUAACUCAGUCGUUGGUUGAGCGGGUCCGUAUGGUAUAUACAUAUACCUUAAAAAGUGCUCCGGAGUUUUUGCGUAAUAUUUGGAUUUAAUAUUGAGUGAAUAUUUUAAGUGGAUUGAAAAUAUAUAUAUUUUGAAACACUGGAUCGUACUACAUGUUUUUUGGAUUUGAGCGAGUUUAGUAUGUUUCUAGUAAGUGACGUUUUUGUGUUUUUUCUUGUAUGUAGUUGAAUGAUGAUUUUGUCCUCAAAUACCAGCGACCUGGACACGUUUCUUUGCAAACAAGAAUGGGAGCGGCGACUCGAAGAGGAAUUGGACAAACCGCGUCGCGAUUCCGCGUCCCAAUUGGACGACUUUUUCGAACCGGCUGCGCCUCAGCGUAUUGCGCAGCAGACAAUGAGUUACGUAUCGAUGCGAUCUUUACCAGGCACCGACGAUGACGUUUUUCUCAGGCCUCCACUAUGGGAAGACAUCGCCAGCAGUAUUCAAAACAUCGAUCCGGAAAACGCAAACAUGCUCGUCAAAAUGGAGACGGUUGACGAGCUGAGCAACAACUGUCAACCCGCUCCUUCGCCAUUACUAUCGCCAUUAGAAAUUAAAACCGAAAAGGUAUUACAACCGCCCCCAGCGCCGACGCUCCACCUAAUGGGCACGCCCACCAGCCCCCACUACCACCCCCAGCAACCUACAAGUCCUCACUACCACCCCCAACAACCACCCCCCACCAUCCACAACCAGUACAAAUACAACAACAACAACAACACUACAAGUACGAACCAAAACGUGUAUCCGGCGAUGUCAAGAUUAAUGUACGUGUCACCGUUGACUCCGCCCAGUUCCGAACCCGGAUCGCCGGGUGGUUCGCUGCCGCGGCGGACACCGCCGCCCCCCUACCACGGUCCCGGCCAGAACCCGCCGCCUUCCAGUACCGUGCCCCGGCUGUCCGGAGUGAAGGCGUACAAUAGACGGAACAAUCCGGAGUUGGAGAAGCGGCGGAUACAUCAUUGUGAUUUUAUAGGUUGUUCGAAAGUUUACACGAAAAGUUCCCACCUCAAAGCCCACCAACGGAUCCAUACAGGCGAAAAACCCUACCAAUGUCAAUGGCCCGAGUGCGAGUGGAGGUUCGCCCGCUCGGACGAGUUGACUCGCCACUACCGGAAACACACCGGAGCGAAACCGUUCAAAUGCGGAGUGUGCGAGCGCUCUUUCGCUCGCUCCGAUCACUUGGCGCUCCACAUGAAACGUCACUUGCCGAAAACGUCAAAAUGAAAUCGCCUAUAAUAGAACAAUUUUUAUUUAUUUAUUUUUUUUUGUGCCUUAAUAACAAUGCGAUCUCAAUAAUUGAAAAAGAGGUGACAUAUAUUUUUUAGGUUUUUAAGCGCUUUCAGAUUGAUUUGAGUGUACUUAUGAUGACGUCACGCGUUUUUUAGAGUGAUGAUGACGUCACUUGCUGUGGUUGUUGUUUGUAUCUAAACAAACUUUUGUUUUUGGAAUUGAAUUUAAUUUUAUUUAUUGUGGAAUGUUUUUCUGUGGAAAUGUAAUUUCUGAGUCGAAAU
Messenger RNA from Ceutorhynchus assimilis (cabbage seed weevil), 1579 nucleotides. The record is from the annotation of a GenBank genome assembly. Lineage: Eukaryota; Metazoa; Arthropoda; Insecta; Coleoptera; Curculionidae.